Molecule: messenger RNA, 990 nt
Organism: Acanthoscelides obtectus
Lineage: Eukaryota; Metazoa; Arthropoda; Insecta; Coleoptera; Chrysomelidae
Source: the annotation of a GenBank genome assembly
AUGUAUGAAGAUUUCAGGCAUUCCCUCAGAAGUAAUAAGAACGGACUCCAUUUUCUAUUUAAGGAAAGUCGAUCGUUCGUCUUCAAGAUUUCGUAUUCUCAGAAUUUCUCAACGAGACUGCGACUUUUUUAUUCAAUAAGAAUGGUGUUGUGCUCGGCUUUUGGUUGCAAAAAUCGCAGUGAGAAUAAAGUGCCAGGAAUAACCUUUCACAGGUUUCCUCUUAAAGAUCCAACAAAAAAUGGUAUCUGGCUGAAGAAUAUGCAUCUAGCUGACUGGUUUCCCACAAAAAAUAGUAGGAUCUGUUCAAAGCAUUUUGAAACCCAUGCUUUUUACAAAGUUGGAAACAGAACCUCUCUUUUGGAUGAUGCAGUCCCUACAAUCUUCGAAGAACUUCCAAAACACCUACAGACUAAGGUAACAAAGAGACCACAUCCAAGAUCUAGACAGCUUAUUACACCUACAGCUUCGAUAUCUAGGAAAAAUGAUCCUCCCCAAGAAGAUCCAGACACCCCCAGAAAGAAGCAUCUUAGAAGACAGCUUUUUGCAGAAAGGGUAAAGAGCCAAGAGAAAUCGAGAGAAAUAAAAGUUUUGAACCAGCGGGUGAGAAGACUGAAAAGACAUAUUGUUUCUCUCAAACAAGUACUGAAAGCCUCAAAACAAAAUAAUUUGGUGUCUUCUGAAAGCUCAGUUCUGCUUGAAAACAUGCCAGAAGUUACGAAAGAAUUACAAAAGCGUAAGUUGGGAAAAAAGCAUCAGUAUUCUCCAGAACUGCGAAAGUUUGCAAUUACUUUGUGUUUUUUCUCCCCAAGAGGAUAUGAUUAUGUACGAAAUGCUUUUGAAUCCUGUUUACCCCAUAGAAGCACUAUAGGAAAAUGGUUUAAGACCAUUAAUGCUGAACCAGGUUUCUCUAGUGAGGCAAUUAAUGUUUUGAAGAAAAAUGUAGAAUAUUCGGAUAAGCCUGUAUGUACUAUUAAGCCUCAUUAUAGAUGA